UUCUCCUCUCCUCCCGAGUCGCUUGGUUCUUUUAGCACUGCUGGGCUUCCCGCUUCGCCAACAGAAACACAAUGAGCCAACCAGUCUUCAGUUGUCCCAGCAACAGAAGAUCAUUUACUUCAGUCUCUGCCACUGAUGGCAGUAGAGGAUUCAGACCCAGCCAGCCCCCAGUGUGUCAACCGAUGGGGUUCACAUAUGGGAUCAGAGGGAACAACACCAGCCAAAGUUUCCAUAACUUUGGUGGAAGGCAAAGAAUGUCCUGCUGUGGCGGUUUCCAAGGUUCUGAAUGCAGCUGCAGAUUCAACGGCAUCCGUGAGGUUUGUGUUAACAAGAAUCUCUUGCAACCUCUUUUUGUGGGGGUCGAUCCAAAUGAUCAUCGUAUCAAAGCACAUGAGAAGGAGCAGAUAAAGGCCCUCAACGAUCAGUUUGCCUGCUUUAUUGACAAGGUCCAGUGCUUGGAACAGCAGAACCAGAUCUUGCGCACUAAAUGGCAGCUGCUGCAAAACCAGAAUAUUCCAGCAGUGAAGAAAGAUCUGAAACCUCUCUGUGAAGGUUACACCACCAACCUGAGGAGGAAACUGGACCUCGUAUUGUGUGAGAAGAACAAACUUGAGAUCCAACACAAAGCCAUGCAGAAUCUUGUUGAGGAGCACAGAUCCAAGUAUCAAGAAGAACUGAACCGACGAACAAAUGCAGAGAAUGAUUUUGUCGUGCUGAAGAAGGAAGUUGAUGCUGCCUUUAAAUAUCAGAAGGAACUAGAAAUGAAGCGGGACUUGAUGAAAGAAAAUAUUGAUUUCUUGAGAGUUUUCUAUACAGAGGAACUUUCGGCACUGAAUCGUCAACUUUAUGACACAUCCGUUGUUCUCAAUAUGAACAAUAGCCGUCGCCUGAACAUGGACAACCUCAUCCAGAGCAUUGAAUGCUGGUAUCAGACCAUCGCACAGAAGAGCAAAGAAGAAGCCAAUCUCUUUUACCAGAGCCAGAUUCAGACCCUUCAGAACCAAAGUUGCCAAUUCCAUGAGAGCCUGCAAAGAAACAACACUGAAAUUGCAGAGCUGAACCGGAUGAUCCAAAUAUUGCAGUGCCAGGUGGAUAAUGAGAAGAAAAAGGUUGUUUCUCUACAGACUGCCAUUAGCACCACUGAACAACAUGGCGCCUGUGCUCUUAAAGAGGCCCAGGCUAAUUUCGCGGAGCUUCAGAAUACCCUGCAGAAUUCCAAAGAUAAACUGGCUGCCCUCUUGCGGGAUUACCAUGAACUCAUGAAUACCAAAUUGGCCCUUGAUAUUGAGAUUGCCACCUACAAGACAAUGCUGGAGGGUGAAGAGAAGAGAAUAUGUACAUGCCAUCCUAUGAAUAUGGCUGUGCUCAGCAAUGGUUGUAGAAUCUGCUGUAUGAAACAAUAAUCUAAAAUGGAAGUGGACAUUGAAAGCCGGUCUGGAAUCUGGAUUUUGCUUGUAGAACCUGAUAGAAGCCAUUCAAGAAGAGGAGCAGCAUGUGGCCAGCCUUUGUUGCUGGAGUAUUUUGUCUGGCAUGGUUAGCUGUGCAGACCAGGACUGAAAUUCAUUAGGUAUUUACUCUUAAUCAGUCACAAGACAAUAGAGUGCCAAAGAGUUCAUGGAAAGGAAUUUUCACCUCUGCAGAGUCAGUGGAUGUGUCCGCGCAUGCGUGUUCCUGGUCUCUGUACAUGAUGUGACAAAACACUGCAGACAGAGCUGUUUGUUCCACCUCAAAGCACAGUGGGUUUUGAUGGGGUCAAUCCACACAUUUGAUGGAGAAUAAAAUCUCAAGCGAUGCAUAAUGUCUGUGUUGAAUGAACCCUCAGAACCAUAUCAGGAAUCACAAACUGCAAAGUUGAAAGCCAUCCCAGUUCUAACCAUAUAGUCUGGAAACCAUACAUCUAAUGUGGCUGCUGAGAACCCUCUCUGUCAGCUUCAGUGUUCUUAUUUAACACAAUCCAGUCCUUCAGACAAGUAAUGUAAUAUCAGCCAACAAUCAAGCUGGAUACUGAAUUAAUGAAUAUCAAAGACUGCCAUUAUCAAUUUUCUCCCCCCCCCACACACACAAUGAAUUUGUGGCUGAUGACUGAAAGAAAUUAGUGAUACUAUUUAGCCAUGCUAACUUCAAAUCUGUGUAAUUUUUUUUGUUAAUAUUUAAACAACUUUUAAUACUUAUUUCUGUCCUGGUCUGGAGAUGUGCACGUGGGAGAGUUGCAUGUCACAUGGGUAUUUUUUGUGUGUGGAGGAAGAGGGUCAAUUAUCACAUCCACCAGCACAUGACAGGGUCAUUUUUUUCUGAUAUGCAGGGCCAUGUUGCCAUGGUAAGGUUCUCCAUGAGCAAGCUAACAACUUGCAUCGAUGUCAGCCAGUUCCAUUACAAAUACGAGACUUAGGGUCAGAGCACCUGUUUUGCAUGCAGAAGGUCCAAAGUUCAGUCACCCAGCACCUCCAUUUAAAAGGA
This is a messenger RNA of Gekko japonicus, 2457 nucleotides long. RefSeq names its product keratin, type II cytoskeletal 5-like. Gene Ontology annotation, cellular component: keratin filament. NCBI's taxonomy places the organism in Eukaryota, Metazoa, Chordata, Lepidosauria, Squamata, Gekkonidae. The transcript is spliced from 9 exons. The record is from RefSeq and is a predicted model, not a curated record. Gene Ontology annotation, biological process: keratinization; intermediate filament organization. Gene Ontology annotation, molecular function: structural constituent of skin epidermis. Bases 72 to 1403 code for a protein of 443 amino acids.